Amaranthus tricolor (Joseph's coat) is the source of this 1581-nucleotide messenger RNA. Its product is annotated as protein LAZY 1-like. The record is from RefSeq and is a predicted model, not a curated record. The coding region runs from base 137 to 1282 and encodes 381 amino acids. Lineage: Eukaryota; Viridiplantae; Streptophyta; Magnoliopsida; Caryophyllales; Amaranthaceae. Gene Ontology annotation, biological process: gravitropism; regulation of auxin polar transport. The transcript is spliced from 5 exons.
AAGACAUUGGGAUAACAGAAAAAUAAUAUUAAAUUGUUGAGACAACUGUAACCUUUUAUGUAUAGCAUACUUCUGUCUCAACUUUCUACAGAAAAACAGAAAGCAUUGAUCAGAUAUUGGCUUCAAGAACGAAAAGAUGAAGUUACUUACUUGGAUGCAUCGUAAGUUUCGACAAGGUAAUGGUGAGACAAUGAAGGAAUUUCCCAUUGGUGGAAAUUCCUGUCUUACAGGGCAACCAUUGCUUGAUGACUCUACCUUAUACCAAAAACAAAACCAAGGAAAACAUCAACGAACAUCAUUUACGAGCAUAGAAACAUUAAAGUACAUAGAAUUCGAAAGAAAAACAUCAUCAGCCGAUGAGUAUCCUGAGUACUUUAAAGGGUUCCUUGCAAUCGGAACCCUUGGGAUGACAGAUGCUGUCAUCUCGGAGCCAGAGACACCAACAUUCGCAAUGUCGUUAGAGAAGUUGACUGAUGCGGAGGCAGAAGUGUCGGAGAAUGAAUUAAGGCUAAUCAACGACGAGUUAGAAAGGGUGCUCGCGGCUGAAGCUAAAGAUGAUGGUUGGACUGAUUCGUCAGGCAGAAACAGUCAUGUUAGCAAUGGGAGAAUUAGUCAUGCUAGCAGCAUAACACUGAGUGGCACGGGCAGGCCACUCGAAAUUCCUGAGUGCACGGUUAUGACAGCAAGUAAUUUGAUGUACUGUCCUUUACAAGAGUAUCUGUUGGGAUCAGCAGUAGAAUUGCCGGAGAAAUCAGCAGUGUCAGUACCGACAAAAGAGAACAGGACAUCUUUGGGUGAGUUAUUCAAGAAGCAUAAGGCGGAGGAGAUUGCGGAGAAUAAGUGUAAACGAGGAGAGAAGAGGGGAGACAAAGAUGGGGAUAAGAUCGUCUCUAUGAAUCUAAUGAAAAAGCUACUCAUGAAGAAGAAAUCUUCGACUACUCGAGGAAUUACUGAAACUGGUAGUGUUGAGACAAAAUUGUGCAAGAUCCUUCAGAAAUUUUACAAGAAAGUGCAUCCAGAAGAGUUAUUCCCCGCAGAGAAGUCUGACAAAAUGCACAAGAUUGGGACUGGGAUCAAGGAGAUAAUAACUUGCAAUGGAGGCUACUGCAAGGAUGAUCAUGGAUUUUCAAAUGGGAACACAGGCAGAAACGGUUAUAUGCUGUGCAGAAAGAGCACCUCUAAUCCAGCUCAGUUCACAGAUCAUCAGGAUGAGGGUGAUUCAAAUGGAAGCAGGGAGUGCUGGAUCAAUACUGAUGAAAAUUACCUUGUUUUAGAGCUCUAGAAAGGAAGUGCAAGGAUACAGCUACAGUAAAUCCGUCAUGAUUCAUGAAGAACAAUAAUGAUGAUACAUCAUAUGUGUAUAAGUCUCAGUAUUUAUGUAAAGAUUUCCCUAUUAUAUUUGUCAAAUAUAUUAAGUGGUUUGAGUAUGAAGAUAUAUAAUAACAGGAACUCUGGUUUGAAACUAUGAAUCAUCCAUAAGUCUGUAAUAUAUAUUACAGUUGUAUUGUUACUUUGUACCAAUUUGUGAUAUACAUUUUUCUUCAAAUUAUUAGAAAUAAACUAUACUUUCAUUUCUCAAAA